AUUAUCAGGUUGAUAAAGGAAGCGACCAAGAGAGGCGACGACUCAGCUAAAGGCAAUCAUCAAGAAAAUACAUAGGAAAGAAGCUCGAAACUUUGCUCAAAAGAAAGAAAAAACACUCGAAACUAUGUGAGAAAUUUCCUUCAAAUUUUCUUUAAAAAGUCAAUUUUAACUUCACAACACGCGAGCGAGUAAGUGUACUCCAGUCAUGGAAGAGUGCAGAUACGAGACGAGCGAGUUACAGGCUUCUUUCAUGACGGCGACUCCGUUGUGGUCUGAUUCAUGGAGUUUAUGCGACGUCGCAGAUCGCACAAGGAGUAUUCAGAUCCAGCGCAUCGCCAAAAUCAUGUUCAUUGCUUUACCGGAGGUGGAGAUAAGUCAAGCGGAUAAUCUCGUGGUCCUGGACGACGCAUUUUUCUCGAACUUGUCCACAUCAUUACCCUCCGAUGAGCCUCCUCCUAUGGUCAACGGUGCAAUACGCGACCUUUUUGUUUCCUCGGCUCUCUAUAUUCAGUCACAGAUCACACAAGGAUUGGAAAUGGAAGAAAGAAAACAGGUGGUAAUAACCGGACAUUCAACUGGUGGCGCUGUGGCCGCACUCACCGCACUUUGGCUUCUCUCACAACCUUCCAAGCCGUCAUUCCGCCUCCUUUGCAUCACAUUCGGCUCUCCUUUUCUGGGAAACCAAUCUCUUUCUUCUUCCAUCUCCCGUUCACGUUUAGCCCACAACUUCUGCAACGUGGUCUCCAUCCACGACCUCGCUCCCUGUAGAAACGAUGAUCUCUGGCCAUUUGGAACUUUUCUCUUUUGUUCCGACAAUGGAGGUGUCUGCUUAGACAACGCUGCUUCAGUUCGUAGGAUGUUUCUUAUACUCAACUCAACAGGAACUCCAAACAUUGAGGAACGUCCAAGGUACGAACAUUACGUGUCUAGACUCUCUCACCAGUUUCUCAUAUCUAGAAGCUUUCACGGUGGAAGUAUCUCAGACAAUAGCUACCAAACAGGUGUCGCAUUAGCCCUAGAGUCUUUAGGAUUAUAUAUUGAUCACCCAAGUCGUGUAUCAGCGAAAGAAUGCAUAGAAGCAGCUACAACAAUUAGUCGUGCACCGAUUUUGAGAUCAAGCGAGUUAGCUAAUGAGCUUGGUAAUGUCGUGCGAUGGAGACUAGAUAUUCAAUGGUACAAAGACAGGUGCGACGCAUCACCAAUGCAGCUCGGUUACUACGAUAACUUCAAAGUAAUGUCAAAAAGUGAGAUAAGGGUGAUCAAGAGUCGCGUAUUGCUAGCUAAGUUUUGGGAUGGUGUGUUAAGAAUGUUGGAGAAGAAUGAGUUACCAUUUGAUUUUCAUCUCGGAAAGAAAUGGGUAUAUGCAUCCCUGUUUUACCAACUCUUAGCCGAACCACUGGACAUUGCAUACUUUUACAAAUACGACUAUUCAAGGACUAAAGGUCACUACUUGGAGAAUGGGAAUAGACACAAAAGGUAUGUAGUGAUUGAUAAGUGGUUGAAAGAAAGAAGAGAGCUUCAUAAAGAGAAGCGUUCAAGAACUCAAUAUGCAAGCACUACACAGGAUACUUGCUUCUGGGCUAAGCUGGAGGAAGCAAAAGAGUGUCUGGAUGAUAUGAGAAGCAAAAGUAUUGAUGCGGAGAGACGAUAUUUGUUACGGGAAAAGAUUGUUGGGUUUGAGAACUAUGCUGAUACAUUGGUGAAGAUGAAGGAAGUUUCGGUUGAUGUUUUGGCGAGGGAGUCGAGUUACAGUAAGUGGGUGGAGAAGUUAAAAGAGUUUAAGCCCCACAUGGAUAAUAUGGUUGUUGAUGAGAGCAAUGCAAUGGAGAUUCAGUAGAAAUAAAAGCAAAUCUAAUUUAUGAUAUGCUAUAUAACAAUGUUUAUCAACUCUUUUUCAUCAUGUUUAUGUAAGACUUUCUGAUGUAUGCUACAAUAUUCCAAAACAGUUUAUAAUUUGUGUUCAACAA
This is a messenger RNA of Raphanus sativus (radish), 1967 nucleotides long. Its product is annotated as lipase-like PAD4. Gene Ontology annotation, biological process: lipid metabolic process. Lineage: Eukaryota; Viridiplantae; Streptophyta; Magnoliopsida; Brassicales; Brassicaceae. The coding region runs from base 206 to 1837 and encodes 543 amino acids. The record is from RefSeq and is a predicted model, not a curated record. The transcript has 2 exons.